UGGCGGUUUGUUUUUGAGCUACAAUCUUAGCUAGGAGGUGUCCCGGCACCGCGCGCACAUGAGUGAGGUUUCGACAAUACUCGGUAUUUUCCGGCAAAUGGGUCCACUUGGCGAAUGAAAGUCAGUCGGAAGAGAUUUCCCUCUUUUCUGUUAAGUUUCCCGUUUGACAGAUACGGAUGCAGAAGACGGAAUGAGGUCACCAUAAGUCUGUUCCCGUCGGAUUUCCUCCCCUGAUCUGUGACGGGGGGUGUUUCUCCAGUAGGAGUUUUCUGGUUUGUGUGGAUCGGGCUCCUCUGAGGCCCCGCCCACUGUGCCACCGCGCCUCUGCGUGCAGUGAUGAGCGUCGGCUGUUGGGGUUGGUCGGGGUCUCGCGGCGUGUUUGGUUGGAGCUGACACCUCCUGGUUCUUCCUGCUGAAGAGGCCGACAGGAUUCAGCAGGAGCUCCGCCCAGCCCGACUGUCUUCGGCGCACGGAUGUUGGGCUGCGCCGCCAUGCCCGCCAACCAGUCCCUGCCCUGGGGAGGGGUAAAGCUCAGAGCUCGCUCCAGCAGCGAGGGCCCGCCCGCCACAGACGCUGCAGUGCCUUUCAGGAUUGAGGACAAGCGGCCGAAAAACGAGCAGUUCCCCCACGAGUCGGACCAGAAUCUGAGUUUGCCUCAGCGCCUCGAAGGCUUUCAGAACCAGAACCAGGUGCCGUCAGAGAUGCUGGAGAACGGCUCUUCCUCCAGCAUCACGAUGGCGGCAACGCUGAUGCAGAACGAUAAGCCUGAAUGCAAUUCGGUGCAUAGAACUCUUCGGAACCAUCCGCGGGCUGAGAGCGUGACGGGACGGACCGCUGAGGAGCACGGAGACCGGAACACGGCUGCAGACUGUUUGUCCUCACCGCCAGUGCCUCGUCCGUGCCUUAGUCCUCACACCCAGCAGGGCUCGGUGUCCUCAAAGAGGGCUUUCAGCCGCGAUGGCGCCGGACCCGAAACCAGAAGCACAAGAAGACUAAGCGGUGCGCCGCGGAGGAGCCGGCGGGUUAAAACCGCCGUCAGGCAGCGUUCGGCCCAAAGCAGCUGCAGAAGUAGGUCUGCUAACGGCCUGCUGUCGGCGAGGGGGGUUUGUCUGGUGGUCAUGGAAGCGGCGGCGAGCGGCAGGACCUGCACAGAACUGGAGAACGGGGAUUUGGCGGUAGACACGGAGCAGCGGCGUCCCACACAGCCGGAUGACGUCGCAGGUUUGGGUCAAACUGAAGCUUUGGUCGGCUCUGUGACCUCUCAGAUCUCGGCCAUCCACCUCACCAGACGGGACCGGCCCUCCUGCAGGUCGCCCCCAUCCCCGUCCUCCUCCUCACCCUCAGUGGAGCAGCUUGGUGGGGAGUCGGAGCCGUCAGACCUCCAGUGGGUCAUGCAGGUGGAUGGAGCGGAGGAGGAGCUUCCCGGCGAGCUGGAGAACGCCUGCAGCGACGCGGAGGACUCGGACUUUUCCGCCUCUGCGGCGCCGCACCCUCCGCUUUCCCGCAUCGAGGAGCCGAUGGUCCUGGGAAGCGAGGAGGAGCGGGAAGAGCGUCCAGCACUGGUCCCCAGUCUGUUCCCGUUCAUCCCUCCAACCCUGUACUUCAGCACGGCCAACGAGAAAGUGGAGCUGCUGCCUGCAGAGCAGAGGCGGCUGCUGAAGUGGAAACUGAGCACGGUCACCCCCAAUGUGGUGAAGUACACGGUCGACCGGUCCCACUUCAAAGUCACUAAGAAAGGCCACGACUGGUUGGGCUGCUGGGGACACCACAUGAGGUCUCUGGGCUUCAAGGAGCUGGGAGAGCACCAAAAGUUGAACCACUUCCCAGGGACGUUUCAGAUCGGCAGGAAGGACCGACUGUGGAGGAACCUCUCCAAGAUGCGGCUUCGCUACGGCAAACAGGAGUUCAGUUUUUUCCCGCGAACCUUCAUUCUUCCUCAAGACAUAAAACGGCUUCGGAAAGCCUGGGAGGACGGAGGCUCCAAGCAGAAGUGGAUCAUCAAGCCCCCUGCAUCGGCCAGAGGAGUAGGCAUCCAGGUUAUCCACAAGUGGAGUCAGAUGCCUCACAAGAGGCCUCUUCUGGUCCAGAAGUACCUUCACAAGCCCUACCUCAUCAGCGGGAACAAGUUUGACUUGAGGAUCUACGUCUACGUGCCGUGCUACGACCCGCUCAGGAUCUACAUCUUCUCUGACGGACUGGUUCGAUUCGCCAGCUGCAAGUAUUCGUCUUCCAUGAAGACUCUGGGCAACAAGUUCAUGCACCUGACCAACUACAGCGUCAACAAGCAGAAUGCAGAGUACCAGACAAACAGCGACGAUAAAGCAUGUCAGGGACACAAAUGGGCCUUGAAGGCCUUAUGGCAACUCCUGGGCUCCCGAGGCGUCAAUACCACCCUGAUAUGGGAGAAAAUCAAAGACAUCGUCAUCAAAACUGUCAUCGCCUCUGAGCCGUACGUCCACAACCUCAUGAAGAUGCACGUCAAAUCUCCGUACAGCUGCCACGAGCUCUUCGGCUUCGACAUCAUGCUGGACGAGAACCUGAAGCCCUGGAUCCUGGAGGUCAACAUAUCUCCCAGCCUUCACUCCAGCUCCGCCCUGGACGUGUCCAUCAAAGGACAGAUGAUCAGAGAUCUCCUGAAUCUCGCCGGCUUCCGUCUUCCACAGAGAGAAGAAGAGGAGGCGUCGCCGUGCAGCAGCGCCUCCAGCAGCGCCUCCAGCAGCGCCUCCAGCUCCACCAGCAGUUUGAGCGGGAGCAAACCCACCGUGUCUGCAGACGAGAGGGUCAAACGAAGCUUUUACCUCUCGCAGUUUCACGUCGACCAGGACCUUCUGGUGUCUGUGUUGGACGUCCUGACUCCAGAGGACGUCCGCGUGCUCGCCGAGAGCGAGGACGAGCUGAGCCGCAGGGGCGACUUCGAGCGCAUCUUCCCGUCGCCCUCGUCAUCGCGGUACCUCCGCUUCUUCGAGACGCAGAGAUACUUCAACAUCCUGCUGGACCAGUGGGAGCAGAAAUACUGGAACGACUGGACGAAACGUAUCGAUCUGCUGAAGGCUCUGUGUCAGGAAAGAGUCCAUCUGGGAACCAGUGACCCCGCCCACAUGUGGUCAAAGUGCAGCUACGUCUCCAGGUUUCAGCCUCAGGGACGAGAGGAGACCGGCCCGCUCAGACCCAGCGUGGUGGUCACCUCCCAGCACGACUCUCUCGACGAAGACUGUUCGGACUGUUCCAACCCUGAGCUCAGCUCCGCCCAGAGCCUCCUGCUGCAGCGGCUGGCCUCGCUUUCACCCGGUAACCCCGAACAAACACCGCCUCCACGCGCUUGAGGCGAUAUCUCCGCGUUUACAUCCUCAAACGAAGCUUCCGCUGGUCCGUUCGCUGGAAGCCGCGUUGAAUUUUGUGGGGAGCGGAACGGGCGAAGCGUGAAAACAGUGGAAGCAGCUGCAGGAUCCUUCCUGCUGUUUACAUGGAGGAGGAAGCCGCCAUCGCCACCGUGCCAGAGAAUGUGCCAAUUCUCAUCCUGCGGCCUCCGCAUCACUGUGAUUCCUUCGCGUCUUCAAAUUUCGACGACAUCCAAGAUGUUUCUAAAGGGCUUCACUGUCUAUGGUUCAAUUCAACACGAUUCCUCCUCCCCAGAGACGGACUUUCUGGUCUUGGUUCCGUUGGUUCCAGCGGACAAACAUCUCGUUCCUAAAACAAUGCAGCUGUUCGGUGAGAGUUCGGGUUGAAAUGUGCCUCACUUCUGCCUCUGAAGUUUGACAAAUGAACACUUCAGAAUGUUUUCACUGCUUUUGUAGAUUUUCAGAAUAAAAGCAUUUUGCUCCAAAA
Molecule: messenger RNA, 3825 nt
Organism: Oryzias latipes (Japanese medaka)
Lineage: Eukaryota; Metazoa; Chordata; Actinopteri; Beloniformes; Adrianichthyidae
Gene: ttll4
Product: tubulin tyrosine ligase-like family, member 4
Biological process (GO): protein polyglutamylation; microtubule cytoskeleton organization
Cellular component (GO): ciliary basal body
Molecular function (GO): tubulin binding; tubulin-glutamic acid ligase activity
Source: RefSeq, a predicted model, not a curated record